CACUAUGUCCCAAACUUUGUCGCAUCCAUGGCCAAACUCACCCAACAAGCGCAAUCCUCUGGUUUUGGCGUCGCAGCUACCGGCACAUCGGGCCCCGACCCCUGCUACGCCCUCUUCCAAUGCUACGGCGACCUCUCCCCCGUUGACUGCGCAAUGUGCUACGCCCAGGCUCGCACCCUUCUCCCCGUCUGCUCCUUCAGUACCUUCGACGCUCGCAUCUAUUUCGACGGCUGCUUCGUUCGGGCUGACAGCCGCUACCCCUUCUUCGACGAGAUUUCGGGGCCGCAAGACACCGCCGUGUGCGGAAACUCGACCCGGAAGCGCCCAGCGUUCCAGGCGGCGGCGACGAGGGCAGUGCGGGAAGCGGCUGCGGCAGCGCCCGGGAACGACGGGUAUGCGCGAGCGCAGGCGGCGGUGUCGCCGUCCGCGGUGGCGAACGAGUCCGCUUAUGUGCUGGCGAACUGCUGGAAAUCGCUGAGCGUGAAGUCUUGCAGGGCCUGUUUGGAGAACGCUUCUAGGUCGAUAUUAGGGUGUUUGCCGUGGUCGGAGGGGCGGGCUCUGAACACCGGUUGCUUCAUGAGGUACUCUGAUACAGAUUUCCUCAACGCCGAAAAGGGCAAAGGUGGUUUCGAAGGUAAAACGAUUGGAAUAAAUGCAAUAGCAAUUUCUGUUGUGAGUUCUAUAACUAUCUUGAUAUUAGUGGUAGCAAUUUGGCUUCAUGCAAAGAAGCAAAUGAGGAUUCGGAGCAAAAGAAGAGCUUCAAAUUAUUGGAAUGCGAAGAUCCUUCAAGAGAGUGGCUUGAACUUCAAAUUUGCUACACUCGAGAAGGCCACGGGAUUUUUCAGCGAUGCCAACAAGCUCGGGCAAGGUGGAUUUGGAACAGUUUACAAGGGAGUACUUGCUGAUGGAAGGGAGAUUGCUGUGAAGAGGCUAUUCUUUAACAACACACAAAGGGCAGCAGAUUUCUACAACGAAGUUAACAUUAUCAGCAGGGUAGAACACAAAAAUCUGGUCAGGUUAUUGGGAUGCAGUUGCUCGGGACCCGAAAGCCUCCUUGUCUAUGAGCUCAUACCUAAUCAAAGUCUUGAUCGCUUCCUCUUUGAUCCAAACAAAGGCAAGAUUUUGAACUGGGAAAAGAGGUAUGAAAUAAUUACAGGGAUAGCAGAAGGAUUGGUGUACCUACAUGAGAAUACCAACAUCAAAAUCAUUCACCGAGACAUUAAAGUGAGUAACAUCUUGUUGGAUUUCAAGUUUCAGGCUAAAAUUGCAGACUUUGGGCUUGCCAGGUCUUUCCACGAAGAUAAAAGUCACAUAAGCACCGCCAUUGCAGGGACCCUAGGAUAUAUGGCUCCAGAGUAUGUAAUUCAUGGGCGAUUAACUGAGAAGGCAGAUGUAUACAGUUUUGGUGUGCUAUUGUUGGAGAUUGUCACGGGUAGACAGAACAAUAAGGCCCAAGCCACAGAGUUCUCAUUUAGCCUAGUCAUAACUGCAUGGAAACAGUUUCUACAACAAAAGGUAGAGGAACUUAUUGAUCCAAACCUAAAGUUGGGAGAGAACCAGGUGGACGACAAGGUUACAGAGGAAGCAUUGAGGGUGGUGCACAUUGGGGUUCUGUGCACCCAGGAGAUCCCAUCAAUGCGACCAACGAUGGUGAAAGUACUAAAAAUGUUGAGUAAAAAGGAGGUAGACCUCCCUACACCCACCAACCCACCCUUCAUACACAAGUACAUCAUGGAACUUAAUUUCCCAAUUAAUGCCAUAGGGCCAACUUCGAAUGCCACUAUGUCCUACAAUUCCUUUUGCCCAAGGUGA
Molecule: messenger RNA, 1812 nt
Organism: Malania oleifera
Lineage: Eukaryota; Viridiplantae; Streptophyta; Magnoliopsida; Santalales; Ximeniaceae
Product: cysteine-rich receptor-like protein kinase 2
Exons: 7
Coding region: 28-1812 (594 amino acids)
Biological process (GO): protein phosphorylation
Molecular function (GO): protein kinase activity; ATP binding
Source: RefSeq, a predicted model, not a curated record